Metopolophium dirhodum (rose-grain aphid) is the source of this 1968-nucleotide messenger RNA. It is a transcript of the gene GlcT, whose product is annotated as ceramide glucosyltransferase. NCBI's taxonomy places the organism in Eukaryota, Metazoa, Arthropoda, Insecta, Hemiptera, Aphididae. Gene Ontology annotation, biological process: glucosylceramide biosynthetic process. Bases 222 to 1754 code for a protein of 510 amino acids. Gene Ontology annotation, cellular component: membrane. The record is from RefSeq and is a predicted model, not a curated record. The transcript has 9 exons. Gene Ontology annotation, molecular function: ceramide glucosyltransferase activity.
AAUCCGGUGCACUAUUCCAAUUCAGCAUAUUUAGUGCAGUACCUAUUAAUUCACUUGCAAACGUUUUCAGCUGAAAAUCGUAAUUACUAAAGGUAGCACGUCCUACACAUUAUCAAAAGAUAAUACAACAUAUUGUGAUGGUUAACUCAGGUGUUCCAGUGCUAGAAGAGGAUAUAACUUGUAGAUGGAUACAAUAGUAAGGAGAAGCGGUAGAACUAACAAUGCAACUGAUACCACCGCCAAUGUUUGUCGAUUAUGACAUACUAUUGGCUUGCGGGCUGCUUAUAUUCUGGUGCGGUUAUUGGUUGGUGCACAUAAGUGCAAUAUGUUAUGGGAAGUUCAAACUAUACAGAAAACCCAAACCAGAAUCAUCUGUACAGUUGAUACCAUCUCUAGUAUCUUUAGAACAUGGUUUGCCGAGAAAUAACAAAAAACAGUAUCCGGGUGUUAGUAUAUUGAAACCAUUAUUGGGUGUGGAUCCAAAUCUGUUUGUCAACUUAAGCUCUUACUUUCAAAUGGAAUACCCAAUGUAUGAAGUAUUAAUAUGUGUGGUUGACCGAAAUGAUCCUGCUGCAAUGGUUGCUAAUCGGCUAUUGGAAAUGUAUCCAUCAGUAGAUGCUCGACUAUUUUUAGGUGGUUCUCAAGUAGGUGUUAAUCCAAAAAUCAAUAAUGUUCACGCAGCAUACCAAGCAGCCAAGUAUUCUUUGAUACUCAUAUCGGAUAGUUCAAUAAAAAUGAAAAAAGAUACACUUAGUGAUAUGGUUGAUAAUAUGGCUGAUGAUGUUGCAAUUGUUCAUCAAGUACCAUUCACAUGUGAUCGAAUUGACAAUAGAACUGAGCCUAUGACUUCACCUUUGUCAGAUAAUUCAACAGAUCCUUCAUCAUUUUUAAAAUUAGAUGGGCAAGUAGAAUACCAAAAUCAAACUCGCAAACAACGACGUUUUGUUGCCACCUUAGAAAAAGUAUUUUUUGGAACUGCCCAUGCACGAGUGUACUUAAUGGCUGAUCUUGUAGGUGCUAUAUGCCAUACAGGUAUGUCAACACUAUUGCGUAAGCAAGCAAUGGAUGAAUGUGGAGGUUUGCAAGCAUUCGCCGGUUAUCUUGCUGAAGAUUAUUUCAUGGCCAAAUUAGUAGUUGCCAGAGGUUGGCGCACUACUGUAAGUAGCCGGCCUGCAUUACAAAAUAAUGGAGGCAGUGAACUAAGUAAAUUUCAAGAUCGUCUUAGAAGGUGGGUCAAACUUAGGAUAGCUAUGGUACCACACACAAUUGUAUUGGAACCAUUAUCUGAAUGUCUGAUACUAGGCGCAUGUGCUGCAUGGGCUGCUAAUACACUUUCUGGUGGUUCAAUUGAUCCUUAUGCAUUCUACAUGAUACAUGUGCUUGUUUGGUUCUUAUUAGAUUGGAUUCUCUUAAAUGUGAUGCAGAAUGGGCCUUUGCCGUUUACAAAAUUUGAGUACUUAGUUGCUUGGUUAUAUAGAGAGUUCAUGGGACCAUACCUGUUUUUAACAGCACUCUUAUGGCGCCCAUCUGUUGUUACAUGGACCACACGGCAAUAUCGCCUACGUUGGGGUGGUCUAUCAGAAAUUUAUAACCAACAACCAACAAGCUCUAGCUCAGAUUCCAUAACUGCCACAGUGCCUAUAGCAACUACUACCAGUGUCACUUAUGACACAACUGUGCCUAACAAUUAUUGUAGUACUCACCAGCAGCAACCUCCAAAUGGUAUUGGGUUCACAUCAAAAAUUAAAGUUUAAAAAACAGCAAACAGCUACUUACAAACUUUUUUACGAAUUUAUUUUUAAAACUAAGAUAAUAAUUUACCUUCACUUUAAGUAUAACCAUUAUUUAUAAUGAUCUGGAAAAAUAUUUUUGAUGUCACGUGCCUUUUGAAAAAUCUAUGUAUAAACUGUAAUAUAUAAUGUUAUAAUUUUGUAAUUAAAAUAAUAAAUAAAAUAUAUGUAAUAAUAA